Molecule: messenger RNA, 1699 nt
Organism: Cucurbita moschata (crookneck pumpkin)
Lineage: Eukaryota; Viridiplantae; Streptophyta; Magnoliopsida; Cucurbitales; Cucurbitaceae
Exons: 4
Coding region: 35-1465 (476 amino acids)
Source: RefSeq, a predicted model, not a curated record
AGUCGAGUCGAUCAGAGAAGGAAGGGGGAAAUAAAUGAAGGCAUGGCAAUCCAAGAUUUCAAGCCCAAAACAGACUGUUCGGUUAGAAAUCGACCAUACCAACACCGCCAUGAGCUUCGACACCACCAUGAGAGCUCAAUCCUCAACCCCUCAAAGCCCUACUUCCAAACGGAUGCUUGACCGCGCCCUCUCCUCUCGUAGAGUCCCUCAUCACAGCGGCGAUCUUGACGACGACGACGACGACGACGAUGUUUCGAAGACGAAGAAGCACAAUUUCUCCUUCACUCACCGGCUUUCCAAUUACUUUGCUCGAAUCGGACCCAUUUCGGCCUGUCUUGCGCUCCUUGCCUUAAUCCUUCUCUUGAUUUCCUCUUUGAUAUUCUUUCACUCCCGCAGAUUUGUGUGCGUUUCGUCUUAUGAUCAUAUUUCCCGCUCUGGAUUCUUCGGCGUGGACGGGCUGGAUUCGGAUUUCGGUUCCCUCGGUGUGCCCUGGUGCAGAUCGAAACAUGGAAAGACUGUGGAAUGGACUACAAAAGAUUUACUAAAGGGCUUGGAAGAGUUUGUCCCAAUUUAUGAGACUCGUCCCAUAAAAAACAACAUGUAUGGAAUGGGUUUUGAUCACAGCUUUGGCCUUUGGUUCAUUGCUCGUUGGCUAAAGCCAGAUUUGAUGAUUGAGAGUGGUGCAUUCAAGGGACACUCAACUUGGGUGUUGCGGCAAGCAAUGCCAGAUACGGCAAUUAUUUCGCUAUCACCUCGUCACCCCGAAAAAUACUUGAAGAAAGGGCCUGCUUACGUUGAUGCUAACUGUACGUACUUUGCUGGAAAGGAUUUUGUAGAUUUUGGAAGUGUUGCUUGGAAAAAAGUGAUGAAAGAACAUGGAAUUGAUGAUCUUAGUCGAGUUCUUGUGUUUUUUGAUGAUCAUCAGAAUGAACUAAAGAGAAUAAAGCAGGCUGUGAAAGCCGGCUUUCAACAUCUUGUUUUUGAGGAUAACUAUGAUACUGGUACAGGAGAUCACUAUUCUUUAAGGCAGAUGUGCGAUCAGUUCUAUAUUAAAGGAGGUGGGCACAGUUGCUUCAAGGACAGUGAUGAAGCUAGAAUCAGAGCAAAAAGGAAGUUGUUCUGGGAAAAGGCAGUGGAUAUAGAAGAACUUUGUGGUCCAUAUGAAUCCUGGUGGGGUGUCCGAGGCUACAUGCGUGACGAUUUUAACCAUAGUAAUAGGGCUAUUUCCCAUGCCGAGCACUUCCAAAACAGCAGGUACCUGGAGUCAAUUCUUGAUGUUUAUUGGGAGCUGCCUCCAGUUGCUGGCCCUUCCUUAACACACCAGACUAGAUACGAUCCUGCUCGUGUUUCCAGCCCUAUUGUCGAAGAUGGCAGGUACGGGUUGUUCCGACGGCUUGGUUUAGCUCAACUCGAGACUUCUGUAUUUAACGGAUACACACAGAUGGUCUAUAUUCAGGUAUCUUAACAAUAGCUGGGAGAGGAUAUGGCAGAGAUUAGGCAUUUUACCCUACUGUCAAUAGUUAAAGACCUUAAGGUCUUACCUGGUUUAUCUUGUAGUCGUCCCCUAGUCAUGAAAUGCCAUCUUUUUUCCUCACCCCUUCUGUUUUUCAUAUUUGAAGUCAAGUUAGGGACAGAUGCUCUGUUCAAACAUAUUACUAGUGGUUUUGUUGAUGACAGUUUUACACAUCGCCCAUACCGA